Molecule: messenger RNA, 246 nt
Organism: Rhizophagus irregularis DAOM 181602=DAOM 197198
Lineage: Eukaryota; Fungi; Glomeromycota; Glomeromycetes; Glomerales; Glomeraceae
Source: RefSeq, a predicted model, not a curated record
GAAUUCACUGAAGCAGCAGAUAUUUAUGGGUUUGGAAUGAUAAUGUCAGAAUUGAUUAGUGGUGAACCACCUUUUUUUGAUAGGAAAUAUGAUGAAAACUUGGCUUUGGCUAUUUGUUAUGGUCAACGUCCACAAUUUCCAGAAUAUACACCUGAACCAUAUGCUAAAUUAAUGAAACGUUGUUGGGAUCCUAUUCCUACCAAUCGUCCAACGGCUAAGGAAUUAAAUAGCCAGCUUACAGAUUUA